AUGAUGACAAAUUCGCCUCGGGAAGGUGAUUUCGAAACUUUUCAAUCCAUAACUUUGAAAAAAACCAAAUCAGCACAGGACUCUCACCCAGCUACUGUAGUUGCGAUUAGAGCAUCGAGACUGUCCCUCGUCCACGCUAAUCAACACGCAAUUGAUUUCGCCUUCCUUUUUUUUUGCGAUUCGUUCUGGUUGUGGUUCAUUUCUGUUCUUUCAUCGAAGACAUGCGGUUAUAGGUCAUAUACUCGUCGUUUCUUCAUUGAUUCAGUUAAAGUGAUGGACUUUUCUGCGAUUGAUGAAAUUAUCGAGAGAGCACGGAAGAACGAUGACUAUAAAACCACUGACUCCCUUUAUAAAGAGGCAAUUUCGGAGAUAGAAGCAGUUAGUGUAAAUCUUGGCGUUUCGGAGAAAAAACAACUACGGCAUGUUAUCACACUUCUGCGUAAGGAACGUAAAGCGAAAGCUCGAGAAGCAGAAGCUGUUAGAGAACUAUAUGCAGCGAUGCAAUCGCUGGAGAGCCCCAUCGAUGCACCUCCUGCUGAUCCGGAUGUCUGGCCUGCUCCUCCUCCGAAAAGAACCACCACCCAGAGUACUCGGACGAAGACAGUAUCCACUAAGAAUCGUAAUAAUGAAGCUAAUGAAAGUAUUGUCGUGAAGAAACCAGUGAGAAAGUCAAGUAGUCAAAACGCAUUGUCCGACAGGAAACCCAAACAAGGCGCUGCGGCAGCCAGUACUUCAACAGUCUCUGAGCCUCCAGAUUCUGCCGCAAAUCCUCCUGAAGAAAAACGACAGGACGAGUUUGUCCCAAAAGGAUAUUGUCCGGACCUAGUGGAAGCAAUAGAGCAAACAAUGACACGUAAUGGUACGGAGGUCUCAUGGGAUGAUAUUGCGGGUCUUGAGGGUCCCAAAGAACUAUUCAAGCAAACUAUAGUACUUCCUGCACUCAUGCCUAGCUUUUUUAAAGGGAUUCGGCGGCCCUGGAGAGGAGUUUGUAUGGUUGGACCACCAGGAACUGGAAAAACUCUUUUGGCAAAAGCUGUUGCAACAGAAUGUAAAACGACUUUCUUUGCUGUAAACUGCGGAGAUCUUGCUAGUAAAUGGCGUGGAGAUUCUGAGAAGAUGAUCAAGCUAUUGUUCGAGAUGGCUCGUCACUUUGCUCCGUCCACAAUCUUUAUCGAUGAAAUUGACACUAUUGGGAGCCAACGAGGGCAAGCUAACGAACAUGAAGCGAGUAGACGCGUCAAGUCGCAGCUGCUUGUCGAAAUGGAUGGAUUCGCUAAAGAGGAGGACGGAAAAAGAGUGCUCGUUCUGGCUGCAACGAACUUUCCUUGGAUGCUAGACGAAGCACUGCGCCGUAGGUUUGAACAACGGAUUUACAUCCCAUUGCCGGAUCAACCAGCCCGACUAUCUCUGUUACGUUCAUCUCUAAAAGAAGUCCGUGUGGAUGACGAUGUAGAUCUUGAGACCUUCGCUGGGCAACUAGAGGGGUACUCUGGCGCUGACAUCACGAAUGUUUGCCGAAAGGCUGCGCUGAUGGGAGUGAAGAGACUUACCAAGGCGAUGACGCCAGCCGAAAUAGCCAAACUUUCUCCAGAAGAGCUAGACCUUCCUGUUACUUGGCAAGAUCUACAAGAAGCUCUCGGCGAUACUAACCCGUCUGUUUGUGAGGAGAAUAUCCAACAGUACACCGCUUGGAUGGAGAAGUAUGGCUCUACAUAG
Messenger RNA from Necator americanus (New World hookworm), 1716 nucleotides. RefSeq lists its product as uncharacterized. Gene Ontology annotation, cellular component: microtubule cytoskeleton. Bases 1 to 1716 code for a protein of 571 amino acids. NCBI's taxonomy places the organism in Eukaryota, Metazoa, Nematoda, Chromadorea, Rhabditida, Ancylostomatidae. The transcript is spliced from 14 exons. Gene Ontology annotation, biological process: microtubule severing. The record is from RefSeq and is a predicted model, not a curated record. Gene Ontology annotation, molecular function: ATP hydrolysis activity; microtubule severing ATPase activity; ATP binding.